AUGCUUGGAGACUCCCUUCCCACAGAGAGCAGGCUUGUGAACAGCUGUAUCCAGGCUAGAAAGAAAUGCCAGGCUGAUCCUGCUUUCAAGGCUGCCUACCAUCAGCUGGAGUCCUGCACCUCCAGCCUAAGCACCGAAUCACCCCUAGAGGAGUCUUCCACGUCUGCAGACUGCCUGGAGGCAGCACAACAGCUUAGGAACAGCUCUCUGAUGGGCUGCACAUGCCACCGACGCAUGAAGCACCAAGCUACUUGCCUGAACAUUUACUGGACUGUUCACCCUGCCCGAAGUCUUGGUGACUACGAGUUAGAUGUCUCCCCCUAUGAAGACACAGUGACCAGCAAACCCUGGAAAAUGAAUCUCAGCAAGCUGAGCAUGCUCAAACCAGACUCGGACCUCUGCCUCAGAUUUGCUAUGUUAUGUACUCUUAAUGACAAGUGUGACCGCCUGCGCAAGGCCUAUGGGGAGGCAUGCUCAGGGUUCCGCUGCCAGCGCCACCUCUGCCUCGCACAACUGCGCUCCUUCUUUGAGAAGGCUGCAGAGUCCCACGCCCAGGGCCUGCUGCUAUGUCCCUGCAGUCCCGAAGAUGUGGGCUGUGGGGAGCGUCGGAGGAACACCAUCGCCCCCAGUUGCGCCCUCCCUUCUGAAAUCCCCAAUUGCCUGGACCUUCGGAGCUUCUGCCGAGCGGAUCCUCUGUGCAGAUCACGCCUGAUGGAUUUCCAGACUCACUGUCAUCCUAUGGACAUCCUCGGGACUUGUGCAACUGAACAGUCCCGAUGUCUGCGGUCAUACAUUGGGCUGAUUGGAACUGCCAUGACCCCAAACUUCAUCAGCAGGGUCAAUACUAGUGUUGCCCUAAGCUGCACCUGCAGGGGCAGUGGCAACCUGCAGGAUGAGUGUGAACAGCUGGAAAGGUCCUUCUCCCAGAACCCCUGCCUCAAGGAGGCCAUUGCAGCUAAGAUGCGUUUCCACAGACAACUCUUUUCCCAGGACCAGGUGGACUCUACCUUUUCUGUGAGGCAGCUGCAGAACUGUAGCCCUGCUCCGAGACCACAGCUCAGGCUACCUGUUCUUUCUCUCUUCAUACUUACGUUGAUUCUGCUUCAGACCCUCUGGUAGCUGGGCUUCCUCAGGGUCCUUCGUUCUUUCCACCACACCCAGACUGACUUGCAGCCUGUUGUGGGUGAGGAAAUGACAGCCCCUGGAAGAAGAUGCAGUGUGCAACACAGCAACCCUGGACCAAGCAAGCAUCCUGACACAUCCUGCCUGCUCCAUCUGAGGGCUCCGGAGAAGCUAGGCUGUGACCUCAGAUUCCGAUCGGCUAGUGUUCGAACCUCCCUUACACCUUCUUCUGUCUCAGGCUGUCCCUCCUUAGAACUCUGUCACCCCAGUUUGGCCAUAUAUUCUGGUGGUGAUUUGCUUCACCCCUCCCAUCCCUUCCUCCUGUUUCCCAGGGUCACCCAAAGCCUAACAAGUCAAUCAUUCCCUGUUGCAUUCUUCAGGAAGGCAGGGCUGAGGGUUCUGAGUCAGCCGAGAAAGACGUUCCCUUAUGAGGAAGGCUGCUUUUCCUGGCCCCUCGUCCCCUCUGAGUGGAAGGUGAGAACCUGCUGUCUUCAC
Messenger RNA from Cricetulus griseus (Chinese hamster), 1617 nucleotides. The record is from RefSeq and is a predicted model, not a curated record. Lineage: Eukaryota; Metazoa; Chordata; Mammalia; Rodentia; Cricetidae.